AUGUCUGAACCACAACAGGAAUCCAAGCCAGAUAUCAAGCCAGAGACCCACAUCAACUUGAAGGUCUCCGACGGCUCUUCGGAAAUUUUCUUCAAAAUCAAGAGAACCACCCCCCUGAGGCGUCUAAUGGAGGCGUUUGCCAAGAGACAGGGAAAAGAGAUGGACUCGCUGCGGUUUCUUUACGACGGUGUGAGAAUCCAAGCUGACCAGACACCCGAGGACCUUGAUAUGGAGGACAACGACAUCAUCGAGGCCCACAGGGAGCAGAUUGGCGGGGCGCUAUAG
Lachancea thermotolerans CBS 6340 is the source of this 285-nucleotide messenger RNA. RefSeq names its product SUMO family protein SMT3 (gene SMT3). Gene Ontology annotation, cellular component: nucleus; septin ring. NCBI's taxonomy places the organism in Eukaryota, Fungi, Ascomycota, Saccharomycetes, Saccharomycetales, Saccharomycetaceae. Bases 1 to 285 code for a protein of 94 amino acids. The record is from RefSeq and is a predicted model, not a curated record. The transcript has a single exon. Gene Ontology annotation, molecular function: protein tag activity; ubiquitin-like protein ligase binding. Gene Ontology annotation, biological process: protein sumoylation.